This is a messenger RNA of Orussus abietinus, 2005 nucleotides long. Its product is annotated as MAD2L1-binding protein. The record is from RefSeq and is a predicted model, not a curated record. The transcript has 2 exons. Gene Ontology annotation, cellular component: nucleus. Gene Ontology annotation, biological process: regulation of exit from mitosis. Lineage: Eukaryota; Metazoa; Arthropoda; Insecta; Hymenoptera; Orussidae. Bases 225 to 1019 code for a protein of 264 amino acids.
UUUUUGAACCAAAGUACGGUGUUUAUUUUAUAAAUAAUUAGCCAUCUACACGGUUCAUUCCUGCGCUACGACUUUGCAAAUAUACGAAGUAAACAAACACUUUGCGUGUUUAUGAAAUAUUUAAUGUAUAACCUUUAAAUCGGUGGGAAAUCUGUAGCUUGAAAUAUAUUAAAAUUACAUUGGCUCAGAGGUUAUAAGAUAACAAGUAUACUUCACAAACGAAAAUGUCGCCAAAAAAUGCGAAAUCUGAAAUCGAAAUCGCAGUUAAACUGGAAGAGCCAUUGACAAGUGGCUCGUGCUCAAAAUUGGCAAUAGAACUUAUAAAAUAUUUAUUGUAUCAAAAACAACAGGUGCCUUUUUCAUAUGAAUGUUUAACGCAGCUGCAAGCAAAGGCCAAACCCACGGACAAAAACUUUUCAUCGAUAAAAGCAGUUUUGAAUACUUUGGAAAAUGUAUCGGAGCACCUAACUUUGCAAUUACAACGUGAAGACUGUAAUAUAAAAGAGAUCGUCGUCGUUAUCGGAGCAACUAUAGUAUCGCCUAAAUUUUGUGUACGAGUUGAAAUAUCACCAAAGAUUCUGAGCAAUCGGAAUCACAUGGAUUGUCAGCAUUCAUCGCGUAAACCUUUGGUGAACCUUAUGAAAUCUAUGAUUGCAUGUUCAGAAUUUCAAGAAGCAGUUGCAUCGCCCUUGGGUCCAACAAAUACAUUUAUCCUACUUCAUAAAAGUGAUUCCAAUGUAAUUUCUGAAUUUUUCCUUCCUAAACCCCAGUAUGCACCACCGGUUCGAGUUCCCAUGAGUUUCCGCAUAAAAUUUCAACUCUCCGAAAGUUUUAAAACAAGUUGUAAUUGUAUGGCUUUAGUUAAGAUUUACCAUGAAUCAUCUCGUGAACAUGUUAUAGAACGUUUAACACUGCAAUCAAAAGAAUCACUAGAAUCCGAUGCAUACCAUAGUACAAUGGCUCCAUAUCAAUGGUAUCAAUCUAGAGAAAUAAUUAAAGGUUUCAAAUUUAUACGAUAACCUUCAAUGAAAAAUGACUAGACAUAAUUACGAUGUAGUAUGUUAAUUAAUUGCAGUUUUUUUACACUCUUACUUUUUUAUGACGAAGCUUUCGUGUAGUAAGCAAUCAGGAUUUCAGAAAGGCAAUUGCAACUUGACAGGCAUAUUUUGUAUUAAACAUUGAUAGUUUACAUACUGGCAAUGUACUUAAAACAAUUUUAUUAAAUACUAGAUAUAAGAUUUAUAAGCAAUAGGUAUAAAUGACAAAUAGUGGAGGAAUUUCCAUUUAAUCACAAACCGAAAUUUUACAUCAAAUGAUAGAAUUAACUUUUCCGCUUUUAACAAUGAAACAAAGAUAUAAGAAGGUAGAUUUUAAGAUUUUCGAAUUUAUUAGGUUACGGUAUUUUCAACUUGUCAUAUAUCUUGUGCGAUUUGAAAAUAUUAAUUGCAAAAAUAAACUAUUUACAGAUAUAAAAGAUUGGUUUUUUAAUUGCACUAGAUCACGCAAUUACGUUUAAUGCCAAGGUACAAGUGAAAAGUAAAAAAAUUCAGAUAAACAUACAAGUUAUCUUCUACCAGUCACCACAAGUUGCAAUGUCAAAAGGUCACGUAAAACUUUUCCAUCUGUCCCCUAAAUUACGUUCAAACCGCAACGAACAUACGUCAUCAUAUUUUUAAGCGUAUAUGACUAAUAUUCGUAGAAUACUGUUUACUCGAUCGAUCAGUCCACUGUAUUUACUUUAUACAUAAAAUGAAUUAUAAUGUUCUACUUUAAUUCUUUUGCUCCUAGCGUCGAAUGUAUCCGACAUCCACGAAACGAUUAAUGGACAGUCCGUCGUGAAAGGAAUAAAUAAAAGAAAACACUCGAGGAUAUAAGCAGUUUUAUUGCUUAUUGUUUUAAGUAUUUCGUUCUUGCAGCAUACAUUGCGAUAGAAGGUUUUUCCUCGAAAAGUAUAAUUAUACAUAGAUAUACAAAUGCGAAAAUAAAUUGAAGUCACUAAUUGAAA